Messenger RNA from Asparagus officinalis (garden asparagus), 2846 nucleotides. Its product is annotated as receptor-like serine/threonine-protein kinase SD1-8. The coding region runs from base 51 to 2531 and encodes 826 amino acids. The transcript has 7 exons. Gene Ontology annotation, molecular function: protein serine/threonine kinase activity; ATP binding. Gene Ontology annotation, biological process: protein phosphorylation; recognition of pollen. NCBI's taxonomy places the organism in Eukaryota, Viridiplantae, Streptophyta, Magnoliopsida, Asparagales, Asparagaceae. The record is from RefSeq and is a predicted model, not a curated record.
UCUGAAGGUAUGAUUGAGAACCACCAGACUCUAUUUAGCCUUCAAACUGAAUGCAGAAGUUUGUUAUCAACAUGGGGACUCUUAGAGAAAGAAUAAUGCUUUUAAUACUCGUCUCCGCUAAUUUCUAUCGCUCAUUUGCAAGGGACAUCAUAACUCCAACUCAGUCCUUGGCUGAUGGCGAAAAGCUAGUCUCUGCUGGUGGAUCCUUUACUCUAGGCUACUUCAGCCCCAGGAAGACAGCCAACAGGUAUGUUGGCAUUUGGUACAACAAGAUUACAGAACAAACCGUAGUCUGGGUUGCCAACCGUGAAAAACCGAUUACCAGCAACACAACAAGCCUAAUAAUCAAUUCUCAAGGUACUCUUUCCAUCACUGAUCAAAACUCCACUGUCAUUUGGUCGAUGAAUUCAACUACUGUGAAAAAUCCUAUUGCCCAGUUACUAGAUUCUGGCAAUUUCGUUGUUAAAGACGCUAACAGUAAAAGUGCUGAUAGCUUCUCCUGGCAAAGCUUUGAUUACCCAACGGACAGUUUGCUCCCAGGGAUGAAGUUGGGUUGGAACCUACAAGCCCAUGUGAGCCACAACCUCACAUCAUGGAAAUCUGACUCAGAUCCUUCCCCAGGACCAUUUUCUCUUGCUAUCGACAUCCGUGGAGGUCGUGAACUAACACAGUUUGAUGGCUCAGAUCAAAGCUGGAGAUCAGGCUUGUGGAAUGGUAUUGAAUUCAAUGGCAUCCCUGAUCUGAAAACUUAUGGUGACUUCAUUUUAACAUUUGUUAACAGCACAGAUGAAGUUUAUGCUAGUUACCGAAUGGCCAAUCCAUCGACAAUAGUGAGAAUAAUAAUGAAUUAUACUGGCCGUACGGAACGCUAUAUUUGGAUAGAUAGUUCUAAUGCGUGGAACUUAAUUUGGUCCACACCAGAUAGUCGAUGUGAUCCAUAUAAUUCCUGUGGAUCUUAUGCUAUAUGCCAUUCAAAUUCCUUGCCAGUGUGCCAGUGUUUGCCUGGGUUUGAACCAAAGUUUCCUGAUGACUGGGCCAAAAGAGAUACAUCUGGUGGAUGUAUAAGGAAGACUGACUUAGAUUGUGCAAAUGGGGCUGAUGGAUUCAUGAAGGUGAGCAAUGUGCUGUUGCCUGAUUCACUGGUGGCAAAGAUUUAUGCCGGAAUGAGCCUUGGAGAGUGCCGAGCUAAUUGUUUGAGAAAUUGUUCAUGUGCUGGAUAUGCAAAUUCUGAUGUGCGUAAUGGUGGAAGUGGGUGUGUAAUGUGGGUUUCGGAGCUCAAUGAUAUUGUGCAGCUUGGCGAUACUGGACAGGAUCUCUAUUAUCGGUUGGCUGCUGCGGAUAUAGCUGCGGUUCCUUCAACGGACAAGUCACACAACAAGAGUAAGGCAACAAUCGCAAUCAUAGUGAGUCUUGUUUUGGGGGCGCUGAUGCUUGCUUGUAUUAGUUGUUGCGUUUGGAGAAAGAAGGAAAAAUGGAGGAGAGAGAACUUGAAAGAAGAAAGUAUUGAAGAUGAAGACAUAGAACUGCCACUGUAUGGUCUGGAUAUUGUAAUUUCUGCAACAGACAAUUUCUCAACAGAAAACAAACUUGGGGAAGGUGGAUUCGGCCCAGUUUACAAGGGUAAACUAUGCGAUGGACAAGAGAUUGCUGUGAAGAGACUUUCUAAAACAUCAAUUCAAGGUACUGAUGAGUUCAAAAAUGAGGUUUUGUUGAUUGCGAAGCUCCAACAUAGAAAUCUUGUUCGGCUUCUUGCGUGUUGUACACAAGGAGAGGAGAGAAUGUUGAUAUAUGAGUACAUGCCCAACACAAGUUUGGAUGCCCUCCUUUUUGAUAAAGCUGAAAGCAUAAAUGUGGAGUGGCGCACUCGGUACCAUAUUAUUAUAGGCAUUGCUCGUGGGCUUCUUUACCUUCAUCAAGACUCGAGAUUUAGAGUUAUCCACAGGGAUUUAAAAGCUGGUAAUGUUCUUCUUGAUAGAGAAAUGAACCCCAAAAUUUCAGAUUUUGGCCUGGCAAGAAUAUUUGGUGGUGACGAGGCAACGACAAGGACAAAAAGAGUGGUUGGAACAUAUGGAUAUAUGUCUCCUGAAUAUGCAAUGGAUGGGGUUUUCUCUGUCAAGUCUGAUGUAUUCAGCUUUGGGGUUUUAGCACUGGAAAUUAUAAGUGGACAAAAAAACAAGGGCGUUUUCCUAUCAGAGCCUCAGGCUAACCUCUUAGGAAAAGCAUGGAAUUUGUGGAACGAAGGCAAAGGAAUUGAACUGAUAGAUCCAACGAUAGGUUCUGACUUCUCAUAUGAUGAAGUUAUGAAAUGUAUAAAAGUUGGACUCUUGUGUGUGCAAGAAAACCCAGAAGCUAGGCCAACAAUGUCAUCAGUAGUUCUCAUGUUAAGUGACGAAAGAGAUGCAUCAUUUUGCGAACCUCAGCAACCAGGAUUCACAGGAAGAAGAGAUCUAUCCUGUCCACAUUCAUCCUCAACUAACAGAGACUCAACUGGCAUUAAUGAUAUAUCACUUUCUAUUGAAUUAGGUCGAUAAAUGGAUUUUAUUGAUUAUCACCGACCAAGAGGAGCUUAACAACGCAGGGGGAGAGGAGAUGCCAUAGUUCGGGAUGUUUUGGAUGCAGAGAAGGAUUUUCUCCCUUGAAAAAGGAAUGUGAUGGAAAUAUUUGCAUUUACCCUCUCGAGAAGAUGACUUAUCAUUGAUUAACGGGAAAAAAACUACCUAGUAUUUGCUCAUGUAUAACAAAAUAAUUAUGCAGUGACAAGAUCAUUAUGAAGUGAAACUUCGUUAUUCUUUGCACUUUAAUUCUGUGUAUUAGAGCAAGGUUGAUUAAGAGUUCUGCAGAACAAU